Messenger RNA from Elephantulus edwardii (Cape elephant shrew), 1032 nucleotides. RefSeq names its product NADH dehydrogenase (ubiquinone) complex I, assembly factor 5 (gene NDUFAF5). Gene Ontology annotation, biological process: mitochondrial respiratory chain complex I assembly. Lineage: Eukaryota; Metazoa; Chordata; Mammalia; Macroscelidea; Macroscelididae. The transcript is spliced from 11 exons. Gene Ontology annotation, cellular component: mitochondrion. Gene Ontology annotation, molecular function: S-adenosylmethionine-dependent methyltransferase activity. The record is from RefSeq and is a predicted model, not a curated record. Bases 1 to 1032 code for a protein of 343 amino acids.
AUGUUUCACUGCCGGGGACUCUGGCGUCUGUGGCGGCGGCCUCGGACCGUGGGGGUCCCCAUGAAGGACCUCAGGCGCAGAGAUGUCGCCUCUGGGGUCUCCCCUCCAGACAGAACCUCGCCGAAGGCCCUGAACAUCUUCGACCGGGAUUUGAAGAGGAAACAGAAGAACUGGGCGGCCCAGCAGCCGGAGCCAACGAAGUACGACUACCUGAAGGAGGAGGUUGGAAGUCGCAUUGCUGACCGUGUAUAUGACGUAGCCAGAGAUUUCCCCCUCGCUUUGGAUGUUGGUUGUGGAAGAGGUUACAUAGCACAGCAUUUGAAUAAGGAAACUGUUGGCAGGUUUUUUCAAGCAGACAUUGCAGAAAAUGCUUUGAAACUUACUGUAGAAACAGAAAUUCCUACUGUCAGUGUAUUAGCUGAUGAAGAAUUCCUCCCCUUCCGAGAAAAUACAUUUGACCUGGUGGUAAGCAGUUUAAGCUUGCACUGGGUAAAUGACCUUCCUAGAGCACUUGAACAGAUUCAUUAUGUUUUAAAACCAGAUGGAGUCUUCAUUGGUGCGAUGUUUGGAGGGGACACACUCUAUGAGCUCCGGUGUUCCUUGCAGUUAGCAGAGACGGAGAGGGAAGGAGGAUUUUCACCACACGUUUCUCCUUUCACGGCUGUCAACGACCUGGGACAUCUUCUCGGGAGAGCUGGCUUCAAUACGUUGACUGUGGACACUGAUGAAAUUCAAGUUAACUAUCCUGGGAUGUUUGAAUUGAUGGAAGAUUUACAAGGGAUGGGUGAGAGUAACUGCUCAUGGAAUCGCAAAGCUCUGCUGCACCGAGACACCAUGCUGGCCGCUGCAGCGGUCUACAGGGAAAUGUACAGAAAUGAGGAUGGUUCACUACCUGCCACGUAUCAGAUCUAUUACAUGAUAGGAUGGAAAUAUCAUGAUUCACAGGCAAAACCAGCUGAGAGAGGUUCUGCAACCAUGUCAUUUGGAGAAUUAGGAAAAAUAAACAGUCUUGUGUCACAGGAGAAAAAAUGA